AUUCGUGAAAAGAUAUAAUUUACGCGAGAGAUAUAUGAAUGAAUUCUUUCGAUUUUCAACGUCGAAUUUCACUCUGACCUCAUUACUAUCACAUAUUUAUCCCAUCACUAUCUAAAAAAUAUUAUUCCAUCAAAAAUCAUUUUUCUUUUAAAAAAUUCAACGUAAUCGAAUUCUCUUAAGAUUAUUCUCGCUUCUAUCAUCGGUUAGAUUAAUCGAAUGACUUUGAGAAGAACGUCACAAAGAUGUAAAUCGUCAGACGUAAUCGUCUUUAUGAAUUAAUGUUCACGGAUGUACAUGGACCUUUUCCUCGUAAAAGAUGGCAGCUUCGGCGUGACGAGCAUCAUUCUAGAAAUCAAUAUAGAAGAACAGAGAGAAAAAGAGAGAGGGAGGGAGAGAGAGAGAGAGAGAGAGAGAGAGAGAGAGAGACAGAGAGAGAUCGCGAUAGAGGGCGGCUUCGUUGUUAUUAGUAGCGACGGCAGCGGUGGUGGUGCUGGUGUUACUGUUGUAAAAGCAUCCCCCAUGUAUGUCGUCGAGCAACCGUCAAAAGCGAGACGCGCACGGUUUUCGCGGUCACGUUGGCAAAUAGAGAAGAUGUCAUAGCCAUAGCAAGAAAUCAAAUAUCUUGGACGUAACCUUUCUUUACCCUCGUUCUCGAAUCCUUUUCUCGUCCUACUCACUCUCUCUUUCUAUUCGUUUCUUGCGUUCUUCGAUCGAGUCCUUCCCUUUGCCUGCCUGUCUACCUGCUUUCUCUCUCUCUCUCUCUCUUUCUGUCUUCAUCUAUCUAUCUAUUCUACCUGCCUACCUACCUACCUACCUACCUACCUACCUACCUACCUACCUACCUACCUACCUACCUACCUACCUAUCUAUCUCGCUCGCUCGUUUGCCUCGACGUUCAACCCCCGAUGGUGAAUCAAUAAUUAAGGUGACAAAGUGCGGUGAUUGCGCGAUCGUGUUGGUCCAAGAUGUCGGUUAAGAUGACGAGGUAUAAACAAGCUGAGUUCGAGGACGAGGAUAGCAGCAGCAUUGGCUCUGUGGCAUUAAAUAGCGAAGGCAUCAGCACUUCAGCCACGCACAUUAGAUACUAUUCGGGUACAACGUUAUGGAGAGCAAGGAAUACCUUAGAGAAAUCUCUUUUUAUAAUAUGUGCUUGUUUGCUAUUGAUGGUAACGGUACUGUCGAUAGUAAUUAGCGAUAAAGGCAGUUGGAACAAAGGAAAAUAUGUACAUGUCGGAGUUCACGAUAAUGGUAGUCAUUGCCUCACGGAACACUGCGUGAAGAUGGCAGCGACGAUUAUAAACGCUAUGGAUCUUUCCGUGAAGCCAUGCGACGAUUUUUACGAGUAUGCCUGUGGAGGUUGGAUAAAAAAAAAUCCUAUGCCAGAUGGGAUGAGCACAUGGGGAAUAUUCGAAAAUAUGGAGCAGCGAAAUCAAGUCGCGAUUAAAAACGCACUCGAGAAGCCUUUUAACGAAAUGAAAUCUAAAGCGGAGAGAAAAGCAAAGAAUUAUUAUAUAUCGUGUAUAGACGCUAAUGAGACCAUCGAGGCGUUGGGAGCUCAGCCUUUGCUCAAUCUUUUGGAUACUAUCGGCGGUUGGAAUAUAUCCGGUAACUUCAGCAUCGAACGUUGGUCUCUACAAAAUAGUAUGCAGAUAUUGCAAAACGUUUAUAACAUGGGCGGAUUGUUCUCUUGGACGGUAAAUGAGGACGAUCGUAAUAGUAGCAGAUACAUAAUUCAGAUUGAUCAAGGCGGACUCACUUUACCAGCGGUAGGUAAUUACCUGAACGUGAGCGAGGAUGAUAAAAUAUUGACGGCUUGCUUGGAAUACAUGACGAAGAUAGGCGUGUUACUCGGAGGAGAGGAGAAUUCGACGAGGCAACAGAUGCGGGACGUGAUAACUUUCGAGGUGAGAUUGGCGAACAUUACGACGCCUCAGGAGGAACGUCGGGAUGAGGAGAAGAUCUAUCACUUAAUGUCUUUGAGCGAAUUACAACGCAAGGCGAACUUUAUAUCAUGGGUGGACUUCUUCCAAAAUGCAACGCGUAUAGUUAACAAGAAGAUAAAUAGCAAGAUGAUGAUCGUUAAUUUUGCCCCUGAUUAUUUCGCUAAGUUGACGAACCUGGUGCAAGAGUAUAAUAAGACGAACGAAAAGAAAAUAAUACUGAAUAACUAUCUGGUUUGGCAGACCGUGAGGUCCGUGACGACGUUUCUUUCGAGGCCUUUUCGCGAUGCUUACAAGAUCUUGAGGAAGGUUCUUGUUGGCACAGAAGGGAGGCAAGAGCAAUGGCGCUAUUGUGUUAGUGAUACAAACAAUCAGAUGGGAUUCGCGAUUGGUGCUAUGUUCGUCAGGGAAGUGUUUCACGGGAAAAGUAAACCCAAGGCGGAACAAAUGAUCAAUGAGGUACGCCGAGCUUUUACGAAGAAUUUGAAGAAUCUUCAAUGGAUGGACGCUGAGACAAGAAAAGCAGCAGAGGAAAAGGCUAACGCGAUCACUGAUAUGGUCGGUUUUCCAGACUAUAUUCUAAAUCCUAGCGAACUCGAUGAGCGAUAUAGAGAUCUUUUGAUUAAGCCAAACGAAUACUUCCAAAAUAAUAUAAGAGUGAACAAAUACUCUUUAAAGAAAACUCUCGAGAAACUCGAUCGACCGGUAAACAAGUCCACUUGGAUCAUGGCACCGUCGAUGGUGAAUGCUUAUUACACGCCAACGAAAAAUCAAAUCGUAUUUCCCGCUGGAAUCCUUCAGAGUCCUUUCUAUGACACGCAAAAUUUCGAUAGUCUUAAUUAUGGUGGCAUUGGUGUCGUUAUGGGUCACGAACUUACCCAUGCUUUCGACAAUCAAGGUAGGGAAUACGAUUUUCAUGGAAAUUUGAAUAGAUGGUGGAACAAUAAUACGAUAGAUAAGUUCAAUAAUAGAACUGAAUGCUUUGUGGAACAGUACAAUACGUACGAGGUACAAGGUCGUCACGUAAACGGACGUCAAACUUUAGGAGAGAAUAUUGCCGAUAAUGGCGGACUCAAGGCAGCGUACCACGCUUAUUUAGCAGCACUUAAAUCCGAGAAGGACCACUUGUCAUUUCCUGGUCUGAAUUUAACGCAUCGUCAAUUGUUUUUCGUUAAUUUUGCCCAGGUAUGGUGUUCUGCUGAAACUAUUGAAUUGACAAAUCUCCAAAUCGAAAAGGAUUCUCACUGUCCAUCGAAAUAUAGAGUAAUAGGACCUCUGACUAAUAUGAUUGAAUUCUCAGCAGAAUUCGACUGUCCAAUAGGCUCGAAGAUGAACCCGGAGGAGAAAUGCGAAGUUUGGUAAUGCUCUGGAAUUAGGAGCGAUUCAAAAAACGAGUCAAUCUCGUUCGAUGGAAUCUUCCUUGCUGUAUGUAACGCCAUGCGAAUAGAUCGUUGAACUUUCUUUUAGAAAAAUAUCUUUAAUGUCAAUCGCGAAAAAUUCGUCUUAACGCGGAUUCGCUGAAUUCGUGUAGCUUCUAUGUAUCACCGUCAGGAUCAUCGAUAAUAAGGUCGAUAGUUCUUUUUUUUGCGAAAUUUUUCAACGAGAAAGUUAUGAGCGGUCUCGUAAGAAAUAUUAAAAAUUACGAAAAAUCUUGUAAUUUUGAAAUAUGUAUAUAUAUAUGCACACACACACAUAUAUAUAUACACAUACACACGUCGGCACAAAUCGAAUGACGAACGCUCUGUUUAUAUGGCUGACGAUAAUAAUCUCUAUCUAAAAAUGGUUACUACUACUUCCAUGCGAAUCAAAUUCGUCCAAUGGUAUUCCGAUCCUUUCGAAUCAUUGAUUGGCUGUGAGCGGAUUGGACGAUCGAAUGCCUAAAAACUCCUUAGUCGAAAAUCGACGAACUAUUAUAAUAACGAUAGCUUCUGUCCGAGAAGUAUCUUGCAAUUCAACGAUUCGAACGUAUCGAGUAGUAUUCACGUAAUGUUGGUUUGCGAGAAUUAGAUUAUGUAUUCGAGAUAAUGGAACGGUUUCGAAAUUAGAGAAUCGAUAUGAAAGUUGGCUUAGGACCACUUUAACAAAUUAUUAGCUCUUCUUAUUCAGAUUAUGUUUGAGAGUUUCCUUGUAAGCUCGAAUAUUUCUUAAACUUUUUACUUUUUAGUGUAUUUUCGUCCACGGUUCAUCGAAAUAAAAUCGAUCCAAGAAAGUUUUUCAAACGACGACAGAUCCUUUUUCACUUUUAUACUCGAAAUGAUUCUCGGUGCAUUAGAACACAUGAAAAAUGAACUUUCUCGAUUCUACUAUUUUACAAGUACAUGACUUUUAACAUUCACAAAAAAUAAAAUAUGUAUAUACUACUAUCACAUAUACCAAUUCUGUGAUCUUCCUUCGUGUUUACAAUUGCCAAUUUUUCGUAUAUUGCGUACGUUUUACUUUUUAUUUUGUCUUUUUUAUGAAGAUUUAUUUGCUAUUAUGAAGAUUGGUCAAUUUUUCUUGAGAUACACUCGCUCUUGAUCGGACCCAGCGAUCGAUAUUGUCGAUGGACCGAGGAAGAGAUAUACAAUUGCGGUGCCAUAAUUUCUGCAGGCAGGAUCUAGUGUUAUAUUUAAAAAAUUUAUUUUAUGUAUAAAGCUAAGAAUACUUAUAUCUAAUAUAAAAUAUAAGCGGGGUUAAGCAAUUUGGCAAUUAGUGAUGUUGGAAAAAUUUGAAAGCUCACGUCGUAAAAGUAUAGGCACGUCAAAAAGAAGAAAAUAUUUGUGUUAUUUGAGUGUUUUCAUUAUAGAGAUAUAUUUCGAUAAUACAUACAUACGGUGUUUGAAUGAAUCAAAUACACGCUUUUUUUAUAUGUAAAAUAUGAACGAUUGCAGAUAAAAUUUGCGAGAUGGUAUGUUUUUCGAUGAUAGCAUAUUUGUUCUUUGCAACAAAAAAUUGAUUCGAUCUCUACAUACAAGAGAAGGUUACUUUAUCAAUAUGAAGUGUCAUGAGAAAAAUUGUCUUAUUGCUAGACGUCAAUUAACAGGUAGGAUAUAUCACAAAGAGAAUAAGUAAUGGAUAUUCGUGCAAUCGAUCAAUUUUUACAUAGAUUUAUUCCAAAUAAGUAGUUCCUUUGCUAUUAUUUUUUCAAAUAAUUUUUUUUACGAUCAGAGGAAAUAAAACUAUAACAUACAGAAGUUGUUCGAGAAAUAAAUUAUUUUAUAUUGUGAGAGGUUAGUAGUAUCGGUAAGUAGAUCGAAAUGCGAGAGAGAAAGAGAGAGAGAGAGAGAGAGAGAAAUUGAGAAGACAGUAUUAAUACAGUACCUAAUGAUAAAUCUAUAGGCGAUAGGUGGUGUUUAUAAUGAAACAGCAAUAAUCGAUUACGUGGAAGCCAAAACGAACAAAUGAACAUUAUAAACAAUAAAAGUCAAACAGCAUGGUGAUAUUUCCCGGCUUGUCCACGAUUAUCGGUUGUUGUAUAUUCGGUACGAUGGUUGAUGCAUUACUGGAUGAAGGAUGAUAGUUACUAAAUAGCGGUAUUAUUCUAUUUGUGCAGCGAUGAUUACUUAUCUGACGUUCAGAGCAGGUUAUAUGUACGGCCAGCAACGUAAUUUACAGAUACGUUAACAGGAUGUUGAGGAUAUUUUUAUGCUUAAUUAAUUAUAUCGUUGAUUCUAGUCGGUAAAAAAGGUCACUAAAAGUUAUAUAUAUAUAUAUAUAUAAUAUAAACAUACACAAAUACACAGAUACACAAUACAUAUACAUAUACAUACUUACUUUCAGCCAUAUUUGUACAUUGCUAUACAAGUUUAAAGAAGAAAUAAAAAUAUUAACUUAAGUGUAAUUUUGUUUGGAGUAUAUACAUAACAAAGAAUUAUCUGAAUCACGCCAUGAUAGGAAAAAACAUAAUGACAUGAUCGGUAAUGUAGAGCAUUUAUUAUCGACAUAACUCUUUACUUAUUAAAGGAAGACUCUUUUAAAAAUAGAUGUAAACUUGAAUUAGUAAAAUAUGUUCCUAAAAUACUAUA
Vespula vulgaris is the source of this 5944-nucleotide messenger RNA. It is a transcript of the gene Nep3, whose product is annotated as endothelin-converting enzyme homolog. The record is from RefSeq and is a predicted model, not a curated record. The transcript is spliced from 13 exons. Gene Ontology annotation, biological process: protein processing. Bases 966 to 3302 code for a protein of 778 amino acids. NCBI's taxonomy places the organism in Eukaryota, Metazoa, Arthropoda, Insecta, Hymenoptera, Vespidae. Gene Ontology annotation, cellular component: plasma membrane. Gene Ontology annotation, molecular function: metalloendopeptidase activity.